Messenger RNA from Chelonia mydas (Green sea turtle), 658 nucleotides. Its product is annotated as sodium channel protein type 5 subunit alpha-like. Lineage: Eukaryota; Metazoa; Chordata; Testudines; Cheloniidae. The record is from RefSeq and is a predicted model, not a curated record. The transcript is spliced from 4 exons. Bases 47 to 658 code for a protein of 203 amino acids. Gene Ontology annotation, molecular function: voltage-gated sodium channel activity. Gene Ontology annotation, biological process: neuronal action potential; sodium ion transmembrane transport; membrane depolarization during action potential. Gene Ontology annotation, cellular component: voltage-gated sodium channel complex; axon; plasma membrane.
CCACUACUAGGAGUAAAAUCUACUGCAGGAGGAAAAGGAUGAAAAGAUGGCUGACUUUUCACUACCGUGUUCUAACCACUUCCGCCAGUUCACGCGUGAAUCUUUGGCUGCUAUUGUGAAGCGAAUUGCUGCCUACAAGAAAUAUGAAGACCACCAACCUAAAGAGAAACCUCGUCCCCAACUUGACCUGCAGGUUUUCCAAAAGCUGCCUACUCUCUAUGGCAAUCCUCCUCAGGAGCUUGUUGGGAAACCACUGGAGGAUCUUGACCCUUAUUACAAUGAUCACAAGACAUUUAUGGUACUGAACAAAAGGAAAACAAUCUUCCGAUUUACUGCCACACGUGCCUUGUGUAUACUUAGCCCUUUUCAUCCGAUCAGAAGAGCAGUGAUUAAAAUUUUGGUACAUUCAUUGUUCACUAUUUUUAUUAUGUGCACUAUUUUAAUCAAUUGUGUCUUCAUGGCUAUAUUUGAGACUCCUAGGAAGUCUAAGUCAUCCGCACCUCCUCCAUGGAACAAGUAUGUCGAGUACACUUUCACAGCCAUUUACACUUUUGAAGUAUUGAUAAAAAUAUUGGCAAGAGGAUUGUGUCUGAAUGAAUUCACCUUCCUUCGAGAUCCGUGGAAUUGGUUGAAUUUCAGUGUCAUUGUUAUGGCGUAA